This is a messenger RNA of Penaeus monodon (black tiger shrimp), 3161 nucleotides long. Its product is annotated as putative glutathione-specific gamma-glutamylcyclotransferase 2. Gene Ontology annotation, biological process: glutathione catabolic process. The record is from RefSeq and is a predicted model, not a curated record. The transcript is spliced from 5 exons. Gene Ontology annotation, cellular component: cytoplasm. Lineage: Eukaryota; Metazoa; Arthropoda; Malacostraca; Decapoda; Penaeidae. Gene Ontology annotation, molecular function: glutathione specific gamma-glutamylcyclotransferase activity; gamma-glutamylcyclotransferase activity. Bases 318 to 866 code for a protein of 182 amino acids.
ACAUCCCCAUAGGACUUCUCAAAUAAAAAUAUUGAUGUAACCGUUUAGUACAACUUCAUUUACUUUCGAUCAAGAAUAGUAACUCCAGGUAACUAAAAGUUGGUACUUUGUAAAAUUCACAGCAGUAUGGAAUAAAAUAUUUCGUCUCAUGGGGCAAUACCAAAAAGAAAGAAAACAAAAAGAAACACAGAUACCUAUCUGACAGCUCGAUAGGAAAGACUGGCACACGCUAGCACUGUCUGGUUCCCUCUCAGUGUGUAACUGGUGUCUCCGCUGCCACCAAUAAAAGCUCCUCUUGUCUGACCCAGGGACCAAUAAUGUGGGUUUUUGGAUAUGGUUCCCUUACUUGGAAGGUGGAUUUUCCUUACCAGCAGCGGGUAGUUGGAUACAUCAAAGGCUAUGCUCGCAGGUUCUGGCAGGCAAGCAUUGACCACCGUGGAGUUCCAGGAAAGCCAGGAAGAGUUGUCACUUUGGUACCAUCUGAGGACCCUGAGGAAAAAGUCUGGGGAGCUGCCUAUGAAAUCUCACCUGACAAAGAGAGUGAUGUGAUGGAACGCUUAAACAUAAGAGAGCAACGCUUUACCAAUAGAAAAAGCCUAACUUUGUACUCUCCCAGUGAUCAGAUGUUAUCAGAAAGUGUGUUGGUGUUUCUGGGGAGUAAACAGAGUGAAUUCCUAUUGGAAGAUGCCCCAAUCCUUAGCAUGGCAAAGCAGAUAGCUGACAGUCACGGUCCUUCAGGUGCAAAUUCAGAAUACCUAUUUCGUCUGGCAAAUUUCAUGCGGGAGGAGGUACCAGAAGCCAGAGAUGAUCACCUGUUCCAGUUGGAGGAGGCAGUAAAAAAGAUUUUAGCUGAAAAGAUAAUGUAAUCACAAACUGAGAAUGAUUGAAACAUUUUAGAUCUAUACAAAACAUACAUCAGGCAGGAUAUCUUGGCAUUUGGGAUUGAUGUAUAAAGUGAUAUUUGUGCAGGUUCAGUACAAAUGAAAUGCUCCUUAUAUGAAAAUGUAUCUUCAUACUUCUUCCUGGAAUGUAUUUUAUCUCUAUAUAUUUGCUUGGAAGGACAAUGAUUAGAGUGUACAUAUAUAUAUAUUGUAGUAAUUAUUUUGUUUAAUUAUUCCAGUAAAAACUCUUGGCACUAGCAUUAUUAACAGUGAUAAAGUUCUUGAUAAUUGUUUCAGUCUGAGAUUAAAAUUUGUUAUUGAUAUUCACAUCAAGAAUGUUUAAUUGAUAUUGCUGUAUAAAUUUACUCUGUAAGUUUCAGGGAUAAAAUAUUUUUGUAGUUUAUAUAUUUUUUAGGAUUGAUCUGUUAUAAGGAUGUUACAGGACAUGAAUUAUUGUAUGUGCAACUUUUUAAAAAUUGACAAAAAAUAGGUACUACAGUGAAUGAAAUAUGAUUUUUUCUCUAUAUUAAAAGCCUUAUUGUUGUCUUGUAGUUUUAUCAUAAAAUAUGAGGCUUGUAUUUUACAACAGAUUCUUUAUAUACUUCUCUAUUCAUAUGAAGAUUUGUUUUAUAUUUUGUGGUAGAAUUAUUUUUUUUGUUUAUAGAUAAAUAUGGUGAAACUUUGAAUUCACUUUUGAUAUUUUCAAAAUCAAAGAGCUAAAUCUCCUGAGUUAUGUAAAGAUUAAUUGGAAAAAGUCAGGACUUACAAGAAAAAUCUAAGCCUCACAGUCCUAAUUGAAAUCCUUAACAUUCCUUCAAUGUGUAGGAAAAGGUUUGGGGUGUAGCUUAUAAGAUCAGCGAAGAAAAGCAGGAGGAAGUGAUGGCCCAUCUGGACCACAGGGAAAAGGAUGGAUACCAGCGCACACCAGUCACCUUCUUCCCUCAGGAGGCUGCGUUGAAACCCUGGGAACUUAUUAUAUAUUUAGGUUCAGAAACAAACCCCUUUUAUACAGGCCCAACAAAAGAAGAUGAGAUUGCCCAGAUUAUAGCAUCAGCUGCCGGACCGAGUGGUUCAAAUAAGGAGUAUCUUUUCCAGCUAGCUCAGACUAUGAGGUCACUGAAUAUAAAUGACAAUCACUUAUAUAGCAUAGAAAAUAAAGUGAAAAGUAUCACAGAAAAUAGCAGUCAAAAGACUUAAAGGUUGUAGAAUGUGGAACUUCAUACUUGAAAGAGAGUAAAGUAUAACAAAGGAUUGGAUGCUUUUAUGGAAUUGUUAUUUCUGUAACUUGCAUUUACAACUAAUUUUCUUUAUGGAAAAAGGAUUGGAUUCUGUUAUGGAAUUGUGUUUUUUUUGUAACUUGCAUUUACAACUAAUUUUCUUUAUGGAGAAAUCAGUAGAUAUUAGGAGACAAGGAGGGAAAAGGAAUGCAUUUUGACCUCUAUGUUUAAUUUUGUUUAAAUGAGUUACAGUUAAGGAUAAGGACAUAUAAUCUGAAGUGAUUAUGUUCAGUAAAUGCAAAUGAAUGUGAUAACUUCAUUGUGACGUGUGGGGUUUAUUCAUUGUUAUUAAUGUUUCGUGAUUUAUGUUAUAUUUCAAGAAUGAGGGAUUUUAAUAGACAAAAAUAAACUUGGGAAAGUAAAAUCAGUUCCAAAUAUUUCAUUUCUUGCUUAAAACUGUGAUACAUCACAAAAAUGGAAAUUGUGACAUGAGUGUAAAAUAUUAUUAUUCAUUAUUAUUAUUCUCAGUUACCUUGUGAUCAUCAUAAACCAAAUACUAUAUUCUUUUUAUAUUUUGUAAAUGAUGCAAACUUCUAAUUUAUCCAGUUCCCAAGUUUUAAGACUAUUUAAAAAAUGUGCUUUGUAGAAGGACUGUGAGUUUGAUGAUCAUAUAUACUGGAACAGAUUUUGUCAAUGAAGAUAAAGUUUCUAGAAGGCAUUAUGGACUUGACUUUCAUGAAUAUUUGUUUUAAGGUUAAUAGUGAGAAUUAAAAUUUUUGUGGUCUUUUAAAGUCCACAAGAGUCAGUUGAGGCCACCUUUUACAAUCUAGUUUUGCAGGUAUUACUGCACAUCAAAUACCAGACCAGAAAGUACAGUAUCUCUUGAUGAGAUCUCCCUAUGAACUAUUCCUUAGCAAGUGCUGGUGCUGAAAUUCCUCCUAGGUGCACUUUUUUAUUUAUUUGUGCAAGUGCUCUAAUAUCAGGAUGAUGAUGACAUUAUGUGCACGCUAUUGAAUGACUUUCCAGAUUGUAGUAAAUAAAGAAGUAAUGUUCACUAUAAAGA